AUGGAGAAAACGAACUGUACUUUACUUUUGGUGUCUUUGUGUGCAUUGCUGUGGGGUGUGGCCGGUCAAUAUGAAUGGCAAAUACGCGAUUCCUUUGACGAGAUUCGCGGAAAAAUGGAUAAAGCUAACUCCGACAACUGUUAUAUUACCCAUUUAGAUGAUCUCUUCCUUCCCGAAGACUCCGUGUCUCACCACCCAGACGUCAAAGAAUUUAACGUCAACCCUGUGUUCCCGAAUCGUACCGCGAUGUUACAUUUACACAAUAUGGCUAUGACGAGAGCGUUUUUCUGGAGUUACAUCCUCCAGUCGAGGUUUAUACGACCCGCUAUUAACGACACAUACGAUCCAGGAAUGAUGUAUUACUUCCUAUCGUCUGUAGCUGAUGUGUCCGCAAAUCCGUACAUUAACGCUAGUUCUAUAUAUUUCUCACCGAAUAUGUCAUACACGUCGUCGUACCGAGGUUUCUUCAAUAAAACAAUGCCUAGGUUCGCGCCAAGAGCUAUGAGAGCUGACGAUUUUAACGACCCAGUACAUCUACAGAAGAUAUCUACUUUAAAUACAUUCCAUGUUGAAGAUCUUGGUGCUUUCGAUCCUGAAAGUUUAUCAAAGGAUUAUACGUCUGAUUUCUAUCGUACUAAUGAAUGGUAUUCGUUGUGGUUGCCUGACAAAGUGGUGGCGAGACACGACACUAAAACAACAUAUCAAGUUGAAAUAAGAUAUGCUAAUAACACUAAUGAAACUUUUACAUUCCACGGACCUCCUGGUAAUGAUGAGUCACCAGGACCGGUGAGCUGGACAAAGCCAUACUUUGACUGCGGUAGACUGAACAAGUGGCUCGUGGCUGCAGUAUCACCUGUAGCUGACAUAUAUCCACGUCAUACUCAGUUCAGACAUAUUGAAUAUCCACAAUACACAGCAGCAGUUGUCAUGGAAAUGGAUUACGAUAGGAUUGAUAUAAACCAGUGUCCGCCGAGUCAAGGCAACGACCUACCAAAUAGAUUUGCUUCCACUGCGAGAUGUAAAGAAGAGACCACCGAGUGUGAACCAAUCCAUGGUUGGGGUUUCCGGAGAGGCGGUUAUCAAUGCCGCUGCAGACCAGGAUACAGACUGCCAAACCUUGUUCGUCGACCCUAUCUAGGAGAGAUUAUAGAGCGUGCCACCUCAGACCAAUAUUAUAAUAACUUUGACUGCAUGGAAAUUGGAUGGAUUCAAAGGCUCCCCGUCCAGUGGGAAAAGGCACACCCACUCAUUCGGGCUCUAUACAUGGAUCGUUACUAUGAGUAUGUUAAUGGUUCGAGAGGCCCAGCGGCAUUACAUACAGAAAGAGUUAAUGUCUAUGAAGUAAUCAACUUUAUAAGGGGAGUGCACCCAGCGAAUUGUUCACUAUACAAACCAACUGAUUUAUUCCUAAACGGAGACAUAGCUUUUGGGGCAGAAGAGCAAUUUGAAAAUCAGGCCAAAAUGGCAGUCAGAUUGGCUAAUUUCAUCAGCGCCUUCUUACAGGUAUCAGAUCCUAAAGAAGUGUUCAGCGGCACCAGAGUUGCGGACAAACCUCUAACCGAGGAUCAGAUGUUGGGUGAAACUCUUGCUUUAGUCCUCGGGGAUUCGAAAGUGUGGUCAGCCGGUACAUACUGGGACAGAAAUAAAUUUACAAACCGAACUUUCUUUGCACCGUUCGCUCACAAGACUGAACUUAAUACGAGGAAGUUUAAAUUGGAGGAUUUGGCGAGGAUCAAUGAAACUGAAACGGUGUACACCCACAAAUCGUGGUUCCAAUUCCUGAAGCAACGAUGGUCGACAAAUUUCGACAGCCUAGAAAAAUAUUUCCUCAAAAUGAAGAUUCGUGAUGGUGAAAUGGGCAAAUAUUUGAAGCAAUAUGAAAAGUAUCCGACGUUCUACAGAGCGGCUAAUAUAAAACAUGGGUAUUGGACUAGGCCGUACUUUGACUGCAAAGGUCCUCUCAAAAAAUGGGUCAUUACGUAUGCGUCACCUUUCUUCGGAUGGGACAGCGUUAAAGUGAAAUUGGAGUUUAAGGGCGUGGUAGCAGUUACUAUGGGUUUGAUGUCCUUAGACAUUAAUCAAUGUCCAGACAAGUUUUACAUUCCCAAUGCGUUCAAGGGUACUGAUAAAUGUGACAGGAGCUCUUCUUAUUGUGUACCAAUCCAAGGCCGUGGUUUCGACGCCGGCGGUUACAAAUGCGAAUGCCUGCAAGGUUUUGAAUAUCCUUUCGAAGAUCCAAUAACAUACUAUGAUGGUCAAAUCGUUGAAGCAGAGUUCCAGAAUAUAAUAGAAGAUAAAGAGACUAGGAUCGACAUGUUCAGAUGUAGAUUGGCAGGGGUUGCAAACAUUCAAGGUAGUAUAACUCUAAUAUUCACUGUUUUAGUGUUUUUGUGGAGAUAUAGAUAAUUUUUUUUUAUCCUUUGUAACUUUAACUUUUAGUCUGAUACUAGCUAUGUAAUGUAAUAUGAAUGAAAUAAUAAUCAUGUAAAAGUUUUGCCACUAGUUUCUAUAAUCAUUUAUUGAUUUUGAAUAAAAAUUAUAGCCAGUUUAGAUGAAUAUUAAGUACUUCUGAUAUUAUAUAUUUAUAUCAUUUCCAUUUUUUGCCUAUUUUAUAUACUUUGAAGAGUUAUGAAAGACAAAUGUCACACUAUUUGUAAAAUAAUAUUUAACAUUUUUGUAAAUCUCUGCGAAAAUAUGAAACGCAUUGCUCUAA
Messenger RNA from Melitaea cinxia (Glanville fritillary), 2713 nucleotides. RefSeq lists its product as uncharacterized. Lineage: Eukaryota; Metazoa; Arthropoda; Insecta; Lepidoptera; Nymphalidae. The transcript is spliced from 11 exons. Bases 1 to 2406 code for a protein of 801 amino acids. The record is from RefSeq and is a predicted model, not a curated record.